Pistacia vera is the source of this 1558-nucleotide messenger RNA. Its product is annotated as phospholipase A(1) LCAT3. Gene Ontology annotation, biological process: lipid metabolic process. Lineage: Eukaryota; Viridiplantae; Streptophyta; Magnoliopsida; Sapindales; Anacardiaceae. The coding region runs from base 75 to 1427 and encodes 450 amino acids. The record is from RefSeq and is a predicted model, not a curated record. The transcript has 11 exons.
CGCAACUUUCCAGAAUAUUAUAGGCAAGACCCGACUCGGUUCAGAAUCCGAUUUCAAGUCAGUUGGUUCAAGCCAUGUUCGGAGACUUCUGCUUCUGCCCGUGUUUCGGAAACCGGAGCUCCGACAAUGCUACAUCCGACGAACUCGACCCGGUUCUGCUGGUUUCGGGUAUAGGAGGCUCCAUUCUCCAUGCAAAGAGGAAAAAAAAGGGGCUUCAGACCCGGGUUUGGGUUCGGAUUUUGCUGGCGGAUUUGGAGUUCAAGAAGAAGCUUUGGUCUCUUUACAAUCCAAAUACAGGUUAUGUGGAAUCAUUGGAUGAUGACUGUGAAAUUGUGGUCCCUGAUGAUGACUAUGGACUAUAUGCAAUUGAUAUCUUAGAUCCAUCAUUUUUUAUAAAACUUAUACAUUUGAAGGAAGUAUAUCAUUUUCAUGAUAUGAUAGACAUGCUAGUUGGAUGUGGAUAUAAAAAGGGAACGACAUUGUUUGGAUAUGGUUAUGAUUUCCGGCAAAGCAACAGGAUCGACAAGUUAAUGGAAGGUCUUAAAGUAAAGUUGGAAACUGCAUACAAAGCUUCAGGGAAUAGAAAAGUUAAUAUAAUUUCGCACUCAAUGGGAGGGCUGCUAGUGUUGUGUUUCAUGUCGCUUCAUAAAGAUGUAUUUUCCAAGUAUGUAAGUAAGUGGAUUAGCAUCGCAUGCCCUUUUCAAGGUGUACCAGGAUGCAUCAAUGAUUCUCUGUUAACUGGAUUGCAGUUUGUUGAAGGCCUUGAAAGCUUCUUUUUUGUAUCAAGAUGGACUAUGCAUCAACUGUUGGUUGAGUGCCCAUCAAUCUAUGAGAUGUUGGCAAAUCCAUAUUUCAAGUGGAAAAAGCAGCCGCAGAUUGAAGUUUGGCGAAAGGAAUCAAAUGAUGGAGAAUCUCCUGUCAAACUGGAGACAUAUGGUCCACUUGAAAGUGUUGAUGUAUUCGAAGAAGCAUUGAAGCAUAAUGAGCUAAGUUAUGGUGGGAAUAAAAUAGCUCUACCCUUCAACUUUGCGAUUCUCCAAUGGGCUGCUGAUACUCGCCAAAUCAUGAAUAAUGCUCAACUCCCAGAUGGGGUCUGUUUCUAUAACAUUUAUGGAACAUCAUAUGACACACCUUUUGACGUCUGUUAUGGUUCAGAGACCUCUCCAAUUGAAGACUUUUCUGAAAUUUGCCACUCAAUUCCCCAGUAUACUUAUGUCGAUGGAGAUGGAACGGUUCCUGCCGAAUCAGCUAAGGCGGAUGGAUUUGGCGCAGUUGAGAGAGUAGGAAUUGCUGAUACUCACCGGGGACUGUUGCGAAACGAAACUUUGUUUCAACUUAUCAAAAAAUGGUUGGGAGCUGAGCAGAUCAAUAAGCAUUCAAAAACUUCAAGAGUGGCAGAUGCUCCAAUUCAGCCUGUACAUGUAUGAAAUUUUUUUUCUUCUAUCUUGAACAUGUUCUUAUUUUGUAAUUAGAGUGAAACACUACAAAAUCAAGCUUCAAAGCUAGAUAAAAUUUGUUGUUGUAUUUAUGUUCUAAUUAUAUAUAGUGAUUUCCCCAA